CUGAAGUAACAUCAAAUGAAAGCAGUAGAUGGAAACACAUGAACUGUAGCUUCAGGCUGAGGUAAUAUCAGGUGCAUCUCUACAGCCUCAGGGCUCAACUCCUACACUUUUAAGUCCCUCCCAUUGAAACAGCCUCCUUCAGUUUCACUUAAUCAAGCAGCGGACAGGUAGUUCUCUUUCAGCACUGACAGCAACAGUUUAAGCACCUCGAGCAACUGGAUCCCUGCUCCCAAAUUCUCAGUUACCUGUGGAAAGUGCCGUUUUCUCCUGAUGACUUCCAGAACUGGCUUCAAAUCAAAUCUUUUGAGAAUCUCAUUUAUAAAUUAGAAGGAAGUUUGAAGAAUAUACAUUUGACUGAAACCAAAUAAAAUCACCAUUAACAAACUGGUGUAAUUCCAAGAAUAAAAGGAAGAAGAUGAGCAUGAUCAAAGAACGUAAGCCAAAGAAACCUCAUUAUAUCCCGAGACCGCCAGGAAAGCCAUUUAAAUACAAGUGCUUUCAAUGCCCUUUCACCUGCAACGAGAAAUCACAUCUUUUCAACCAUAUGAAGUAUGGGCUUUGCAAAAACUCAAUUACUUUAGUGUCUGAACAGGACCGAAUUGUCAAGUGUUCAAAAUCAAAUUCCUUGGAACCAAAGCAGAUCAAUGAAGCAGAAUCUGAAACAAAACCAAUGUCUUCUAAAUCUCUCUCAAAUCUUGAUUCUAAACCUCAGUAUCUUUUUGCCAAAGAUGAUGCCAAGGAAAACAUAGAAGUUCAAAACCAAGCAAUAAGUAAUGGACAAAAAGCAUCAGUUCAGAAGGAAUUAACUCUGAUUGGUAACGAAGAUGGCAAUACAGCUAACAUACAGCCUGGCCUUGAGGGUAUUGUAAGACCUUCUGCUUUUGUUCCAGUAGAACACCGACAUGGUAAAGACAAUAAUGAUAUAUCUCAGUUGCCAUCUUUUUCUGAUUCAAACAAAAGCACUCCUUACCAUAUGAAGUCAGCAUUUCAUGCUCCAUGGAAAACAGGUUCCGCACUUAUUGCGCCAGAUUUUACUAACAAAAUUCCACCUGCAAAAGGGUUUAACUCUAUUCCAUCUUAUAUGCAUCCUUUCAUCCCCGAAUAUUCACCUUCACUCUAUGAACAUGGAUUGGCUAUCUAUGCACCUUACCUUCUCCCAGGAAACACUCAUGAGUGUGAUAGUCCAGUGCUCUCUGUCUACAGUUCUCACGAUCAAAGACAUUUUCUUCCUCAUCCUGGACCACUUUCUAAACCAAUGAAUCCUGCAACAUAUGAACACUACCGUUUAUUCCAGCAGUAUCAUCCUAAUCCACCGGUACCAUAUGGAUUCAGCAGACCAACAGAGUCAGCAUUUUAUAGGCUACCGCACAUUACAAGUAUUAACAGAGAUCCAAGUUCCCAUUUAAUGGAAGACACAACCUUGCUGUAUCCAGCAUCUUCCAGUCCAGCUACUCUACAUUCAAUAAAUACUCAUAGAAAAGCAGUUGACUAUGAGAAAGAAAUUCCUAUGGAGCAUGCCAAAAGUCAAUCCAAAGAGGACCAAAAUGAGAGAGAAAAUGCCAAAAUGAGUCCUCGUGCUGGAAGCGCAGCCACAGGGUCUCCAGGGAGACCCAGCCCAACAAACUUCACUCAGACAAGCAAUGGCACUUGUGAAGGUCUGUCUGACCUUUCCAGCAGGUCAUCUGCUAUUAAUAUUAACAAAUACGAUCAACCUGAAGGUUUUACAGCGUUCAGGCCUGUAAGGAAAACUACAAACCAGUCUACCUUGCCUCUACCACAGGAAGCAAGUGAAAAUCCACCCAGAAGUGAUGUCACUAGCGAAAAUGAAAAAAUGCAACAUGCAAGUGAUGGCGCAGAAGAGCCUUUGUCCAAUUCUGAUGACGACAUUGGGAUUGCACCACUUAAUCUCUCCAAGAAGCCAGAUACGAAUAUAACUCAUGAACAUAUGUACAAAAACACUUUGCAGCCGGAUCAUCAGAACUUCAUGGAACUCCAGGAAAUGCCUCUGAAUCUCUCAGUAAAAGACAACUGUAAUACAAAAUCACAGAGUCCAUCAUACGAAGCUGAAGACAGUGAAUCUCUUGAAAAUGAAAGCAAAAGUUUGGGAGCAGAAAUAUGCAACUCAGCAAAUCACACAGAUAGAAGCUCCUUUGUGCAGUCUCCUGUUGAAAUGCAGAGGAAAGAUGUGCAGGAGCUCAGGACAGUUGACAGUUGUGAUGAGCAAAAACAGACUGCAGCAGUUGCUCUGUGUCAGUUGGCUGCCUAUAGCCCUGGUAAACUCCAAAUGGAGUCUGUGGAGAAAAGUAAUCAGGACAGCAGCCCUCAAUUUACCGAUUCUACCCCUGAAGCAUCCGAUAUUCAGGAUAAUCACUGCAGUCCAAAGCCAAAAGGACAAAAAAGGACCAAUCAAAGGGAAAUCUCUAAACUCCAGCAAGGAACAAAACGAAUACGAAUGAACGAGUGCAGUAGAGUUUUUACCUUGAGAAAGAGAACCAGAGUUUCAUGAUGUUCACCUUCUAAUGCACUCUCAUGGUGACAUGAAAGCGUGAUCGCCAAGCAUCAAAGGGACAUUUAAAGUCCCAGUUAUAUGAACUCUUUAAUUUUGUAUUUAUGUUUGAAGGUAUAACUCAAAUAUCUUCAGACUACAGAGAAAACAUUUAAAUACAAAUGGAAACAAAUAACAUAUUUUUAAAAUGCACUAUGUCAGAAUGACUUUUACAUUCCCUUUUAUUAC
This is a messenger RNA of Anolis sagrei ordinatus, 2734 nucleotides long. RefSeq names its product zinc finger protein 750 (gene ZNF750). Lineage: Eukaryota; Metazoa; Chordata; Lepidosauria; Squamata; Anolidae. Gene Ontology annotation, biological process: epidermis development; positive regulation of transcription by RNA polymerase II. Gene Ontology annotation, molecular function: DNA-binding transcription activator activity, RNA polymerase II-specific; RNA polymerase II cis-regulatory region sequence-specific DNA binding; promoter-specific chromatin binding. The record is from RefSeq and is a predicted model, not a curated record. Gene Ontology annotation, cellular component: nucleus.